CCUCCACAUUGACUCAUUUUGAUCCCACCCCUGUUUGGUGUGUUUUCUACGUCGUUUUUGUUUCUUGCAACAGGUGACUCACUCAGUUCCAAUGUUUCGCCGUUCCGUCACCUCCACAGCUGCCCCCGCUGUGCGGUCGGCGCUUAAGGCCCAAAGGGGCUUUGCGUCGGCCUCGCCAGUGAGCACGGCCGCCCGAAACCACAAGGUCGUCGUGAUCGGCGGUGGUACGGCCGGUCUCACCAUCAGUCACCAGCUCCUGCGGUCGGGGAAGUUCGCCCAGGAUGAUAUCGCGGUCGUUGACCCCGCCGAGUUCCACCACUACCAGCCCGGCUGGACGCUAGUCGGCGGCGGCCUCAAGACCAAGCAAGAGCUCCAGAGCCAGCUGAAGGGCUUGCUCGACCCCAAGCUCAAAUUCUACAACACCAACGUGGGCACCUUCGCCCCGGAGAAGAACGCCAUCACGCUCGGCAACGGCGACACCCUCGGCUACGAGCAGCUCGUCGUGGUGCCCGGCAUCACCAUCAACUACGACGCCAUCAAGGGUCUCCCCGAGGCCCUCGCGAACCCCGACGCCCCCGUGUCCUCCAUCUUCGGCUACGAGACGGUCGACAAGGUCUGGAACAACAUCAGCAAGAUGAACAAGGGAGACGCCAUCUUCACGCAACCCGCGGGUGUGAUCAAGUGUGCCGGCGCGCCCCAGAAGAUCAUGUGGCUGGCGUUGGACCACUGGAAGAAGCAGGGCUUGUACAAGGCGCACUCCCCCGAGUCGCCUAUCAAGAUCAGCUUCGCCACGGGAACGCCGUCCAUGUUCGCGGUGCCCAAGUACAGCGCGACGCUGGAGGCGCUGCGCAAGGAGCGUGGUGUUGAGGGUCUGUUCCAGCAUGACCUGGUCUCCGUCGACGGCAACAACGCGACCUUCGCGCGCGCCGAGACCAAGGAUCAGGUUACGAAGCGCUUCGAUCUGAUGCAUGUGGUGCCCAAGAUGGGUCCCCACGGCUUCGUCAAGAACAGCCCGCUGGCUAACGAGGCCGGCUUCGUCGACGUCGACGACUUCACCACCCGCCACAAGAAGUUCGGCAAUGUGUGGUCCGCGGGCGACGCAUCCAGUUUGCCGUGCUCCAAGACGGCUGCGGCUAUCACCGCCGAGGCCCCCGUGCUGGUGGGCAACCUGAUGCUCGCCAUGGAGGGCAAGGCGCCCGACGCCGAGUACGACGGGUAUGCGUCGUGCCCGCUGUUGACGGAGUACGGCAAGGUUCUGCUGGCAGAAUUCAAGUACGGUGGGCAGCCCAAGGAGACGUUCGGCAACCUGUUUGGCAUUGACCAGGCGGUUCCGCGUCGCGCAUUCUAUCAUCUCAAGAAGGACUUCUUCCCGUGGGUGUACUACAACUCGAUGGUGAAGGGCACGUGGGGAGGCCCGAAGGGGUGGCUGUAAAUGUAUUAUAGAUAGAUAGAUAAUAUUCCUCUCUUUUCUUC
Molecule: messenger RNA, 1473 nt
Organism: Aspergillus campestris IBT 28561
Lineage: Eukaryota; Fungi; Ascomycota; Eurotiomycetes; Eurotiales; Aspergillaceae
Product: NAD(P)/FAD-dependent oxidoreductase
Exons: 1
Coding region: 92-1432 (446 amino acids)
Cellular component (GO): mitochondrion
Molecular function (GO): sulfide:quinone oxidoreductase activity; FAD binding
Source: RefSeq, a predicted model, not a curated record